This is a messenger RNA of Procambarus clarkii (red swamp crayfish), 2124 nucleotides long. NCBI's taxonomy places the organism in Eukaryota, Metazoa, Arthropoda, Malacostraca, Decapoda, Cambaridae. The record is from RefSeq and is a predicted model, not a curated record.
AUGGGAACUUGGUUGUCAGCUGAGAGGCCGGACACGCUCUCGGCAGAGAGGCCGCGACGCGCUCUCGGCAGAGAGGCCGCGACGCGCUCUCGGCAGAGAGGCCGCGACGCGCUCUCGGCAGAGAGGCCGCGACGCGCUCUCGGCAGAGAGGCCGCGACGCGCUCUCGGCCGAGAGGCCGCGACGCGCUCUCAGCCGAGAGGCCGGACGCGCUCUCAGCCGAGAGGCCGGACGCGCUCUCAGCCGAGAGGCCGGACGCGCUCUCAGCCGAGAGGCCGGACGCGCUCUCAGCCGAGAGGCCGGACGCGCUCUCAGCCGAGAGGCCGGACGCGCUCUCAGCCGAGAGGCCGGACGCGCUCUCAGCCGAGAGGCCGGACGCGCUCUCAGCCGAGAGGCCGGACGCGCUCUCAGCCGAGAGGCCGGACGCGCUCUCAGCCGAGAGGCCGGACGCGCUCUCAGCCGAGAGGCCGGACGCGCUCUCAGCCGAGAGGCCGGACGCGCUCUCAGCCGAGAGGCCGGACGCGCUCUCAGCCGAGAGGCCGGACGCGCUCUCGAGAGGCCGGCCGCUCUCAGCCGAGAGGCCGGACGCGCUCUCAGCCGAGAGGCCGGACGCGCUCUCAGCCGAGAGGCCGGACGCGCUCUCAGCCGAGAGGCCGGACGCGCUCUCAGCCGAGAGGCCGGACGCGCUCUCAGCCGAGAGGCCGGACGCGCUCUCAGCCGAGAGGCCGGACGCGCUCUCAGCCGAGAGGCCGGACGCGCUCUCAGCCGAGAGGCCGGACGCGCUCUCAGCCGAGAGGCCGGAGGCCGCCGGACGCGCUCUCAGCCGAGAGGCCGGACGGCUCUCAGCCGAGAGGCCGACGCGCUCUCAGCCGAGAGGCCGGACGCGCUCUCAGCCGAGAGGCCGGACGCGCUCUCAGCCGAGAGGCCGGACGCGCUCUCAGCCGAGAGGCCGGACGCGCUCUCAGCCGAGAGGCCGGAGGCCGAGAGGCCGGACGCGCUCUCAGCCGAGAGGCCGGACGCGCUCUCAGCCGAGAGGCCGGACGCGCUCUCAGCCGAGAGGCCGGACGCGCUCUCAGCCGAGAGGCCGGACGCGCUCUCAGCCGCUCUCAGCCGAGGCCGGACGCGCUCUCAGCCGAGAGGCCGGACGCGCUCUCAGCCGAGAGAGGCCGGACGCGCUCUCAGCCGAGAGGCCGGACGCGCUCUCAGCCGAGAGGCCGGACGCGCUCUCAGCCGAGAGGCCGGACGCGCUCUCAGCCGAGAGGCCGGACGCGCUCUCAGCCGAGAGGCCGGACGCGCUCUCAGCCGAGAGGCCGGACGCGCUCUCAGCCGAGAGGCCGGACGCGCUCUCAGCCGAGAGGCCGGACGCGCUCUCAGCCGAGAGACGCGCUCUCAGCCGAGAGGCCGGACGCGCUCUCAGCCGAGAGGCCGGACGCGCUCUCAGCCGAGAGGCCGGACGCGCUCUCAGCCGAGAGGCCGGACGCGCUCUCAGCCGAGAGGCCGGACGCGCUCUCAGCCGAGAGGCCGGACGCGCUCUCGAGAGGCCGGACGCGCUCUCAGCCGAGAGGCCGGACGCGCUCUCAGCCGAGAGGCCGGACGCGCUCUCAGCCGAGAGGCCGGACGCGCUCUCAGCCGAGAGGCCGGACGCGCUCUCAGCCGAGAGGCCGGACGCGCUCUCAGCCGAGAGGCCGGACGCGCUCUCAGCCGAGAGGCCGGACGCGCUCUCAGCCGAGAGGCGCUCUCGGACGCGCUCUCAGCCGAGAGGCCGGACGCGCUCUCAGCCGAGAGGCCGGACGCGCUCUCAGCCGAGAGGCCGGACGCGCUCUCAGCCGAGAGGCCGGACGCGCUCUCAGCCGAGAGGCCGGACGCGCUCUCAGCCGAGAGGCCGGACGCGCUCUCAGCCGAGAGGCCGGACGCGCUCUCAGCCGAGAGGCCGGACGCGCUCUCAGCCGAGAGGCCGGACGCGCUCUCAGCCGAGAGGCCGGACGCGCUCUCAGCCGAGAGAGGCCGGACGCGCUCUCAGCCGAGAGGCCGGACGCGCUCUCAGCCGAGAGGCCGGACGCGCUCUCAGCCGAGAGGCCAGCCGAGAGGCCGGACGCGCUCUCAGCCGAGAUCGAAUCUUCCCAUAG